UAUUUUAUUUAUUAUAACAAAAAAAAAAUCAAACAAUACACAGUGUGGAUACAAAAGAUACUUAGCUGUACACAACCUAUAUACUACUCAUACAAAUACCUUCCAUACCUGAUAUGAUCUUACUCUAUAAAUACCUUUGCUAAUCCAAAAGAGUCUUAUAUAUAAAAUAUACUUAUACCAUUACUCAUACACAUAUACACAUAUAUAUACAAUAUAUACAAAAUAAGUUGAUACAUAGUAAAAAUAUGGAAGAAGGUUUUGGAGAAACCAAAGAAAAGUUCAACAAAUAUGCAUGUGCAUGUGCCAUUGUUGCUUCUAUGAUAUCUAUUAUAUUUGGCUAUGAUACUGGUGUUAUGAGUGGAGCCAUGAUAUUUAUAAAAGAAGAUCUCAAAAUUACCGAUGUAGAAGUAGAAAUCCUAGCCGGAAUUCUCAACAUCUGUGCACUCUUCGGUUCACUCGCCGCCGGUAGAACUUCCGACUACAUCGGACGUCGUUACACAAUAGCUUUAUCCUCUGUAAUCUUCCUAUUAGGAGCUGUUCUAAUGGGUUACGGACCAAACUACCCCGUACUCCUCACCGGAAGAUGCAUAGCCGGAAUCGGAGUAGGUUUCGCCUUAAUGAUCGCUCCAGUUUACUCCGCCGAGAUUUCAUCUCCGGCAUCGAGAGGGUUUCUGACGUCACUACCUGAACUCUGCAUCAGUUUAGGAAUUCUAACCGGUUACGUCUCUAAUUACCUCUUCGGAAAGCUGAGCUUGGAGCUCGGAUGGAGAUUGAUGCUCGGAGUGGCGGCGAUUCCUUCCAUUGCUUUAGCAUUAGGGAUUCUGAAAAUGCCUGAAUCGCCGAGGUGGCUGGUUAUGCAAGGUCGUUUGGGUGAAGCCAAAGACAUUUUAUCGCACGUGUCUAAUUCUAGAGAAGAAGCCGAUUUUCGAUUUCGUGAUAUAAAAAUCGCCGCGGGUAUUGAUCCUGAUUGUAACGACGUCGUUUUAGCUAAAGUCCCGAACAAUAGCCGUGGCCAAGGUGUUUGGAGAGAUUUAAUCCUUCGUCCAACACCAGCCGUCCGAUGGAUUUUAAUCGCAGCCGUUGGUAUUCAUUUCUUCGAACACGCAACGGGGAUUGAGGCUGUCGUUUUGUACAGCCCUAGGAUUUUUAAGAAAGCUGGGGUUGUUAGUAAAGACAAGCUUUUAUUAGCCACUGUGGGUGUUGGGUUAACCAAAACUCUGUUUAUUUUAACGGCAACGUUUUUGCUAGAUAAAGUUGGAAGAAGACGUCUGUUACUGACUAGCGUGGGUGGUAUGAUAUUUGCUUUGUCUAGCCUUGGGAUUUGCUUAACUGUAGUGGAACAUUCGACUGAGAAGUUGGUUUGGGCUUUGGGCCUUAGUAUAACCUCGGUUUAUGUCUUCGUGGCCUUUUUUUCUAUUGGGCUUGGGCCUAUUACUUGGGUUUAUAGUUCUGAGAUCUUUCCUUUGAGAUUAAGGGCCCAAGGUAUGAGUAUUGGUGUAGCUGUGAAUAGGAUUAUGAAUGCUACAAUUUCUAUGACUUUUAUUUCUAUCUAUGAAGCUAUAACUAUUGGAGGAGCUUUCUUUAUGUUUUCGGGCAUAGCUGUUUUGGCUUGGUUGUUCUUCUAUUUCUUUUUGCCUGAGACUAAGGGAAGAACUUUGGAAGAGAUGGAGAUGGUUUUUAGUAGAGAUCCUAAGCAUGAAAAUCAUAAUCAAGGCUUGGAGAUUCAACCAAAGAGUAGUAAUGAUGUACAGUGAUUAUAUAUUUAUAUUAGUUUAUUUUUUCUUUUCUUUUUAGUGUUAUCUUUUUUAUGAAUGCAUGUGAGUUUGAUUGUGGCAAAAGGAAAAUAUCAUAUAAUGUGUUUGUGAAGGAGUGGCAAAAAUAUUUAUAAAUAUUUUGUAUAGUUUUUGUGUCAUUACUGAAAGAUUAUAAA
Cannabis sativa is the source of this 1930-nucleotide messenger RNA. RefSeq names its product probable polyol transporter 6. The record is from RefSeq and is a predicted model, not a curated record. The coding region runs from base 246 to 1754 and encodes 502 amino acids. Gene Ontology annotation, biological process: transmembrane transport. Gene Ontology annotation, molecular function: carbohydrate:proton symporter activity. The transcript has 2 exons. Lineage: Eukaryota; Viridiplantae; Streptophyta; Magnoliopsida; Rosales; Cannabaceae. Gene Ontology annotation, cellular component: membrane.